Molecule: messenger RNA, 863 nt
Organism: Paramecium sonneborni
Lineage: Eukaryota; Ciliophora; Oligohymenophorea; Peniculida; Parameciidae
Source: the annotation of a GenBank genome assembly
AAUUAAUGUUGAAAAAGUUCAAAGUAGCUUGUAUAUAAAAUGCUAUCACAGCAACUAAAACCUAAACAUUAGCAUUAAUUUAAGAUCAGAUAAAGGAAGCUGCAAAAUAAGGAAGUAAAGUUUGCAUUCUUGGAGAGUGUUUUAAUAGCUAUUAUGUUAAAGCUUAGUUAUAAAGCAAUGCUGAAGAUUUCUAAAAAAUUGGAGAAAGGGAAACAAUUGAUUUAAUGAGUGAAAUUUCAAAAACACUUGGAAUAAUGAUAAUCGGUUCUAUACCUGAAAAAAGUGGAGACAAAAUGUAUAACACAGCAAUUUGUUUGAACAAUGGACAACUCUUAGCAACUUAUAGAAAAACUCAUUUAUUCGAUAUAGAUAUUCCAGGCAAAAUAACAUAUAAGGAAUCACUAACAUUUUCAGCUGGUAAUAAUUAUACAAUAGUUGAAACUGAAUAUGGUAAAUUUGGAAUAGGAAUAUGCUAUGAUAUUCGUUUUCCAGAGUUAGCUUAAGUAAUGAGAGAGAAAGGGUGUCAUUUUUUAAUAUAUCCUGGAUCUUUCAAUCUUACAACUGGUCCAUUGCAUUGGGAAUUGUUAUUAAAAGCUAGAGCAGUUGAUUAUUAAUGCUAUGUAGCUGGAGUAUCAUCAGCUAGAUACUUAGGAGAUGAUGAAUCUGUUUACAAAGCAUGGGGUCAUUCAACAUUGUUAGAUCCUAUGGCUAAAAUAUUAGCUACAUGUGAACAUGAUCCAGCAGUCAUUAUAAGUGAAAUUGAUUUAGAUUAUUUGGAAUAAGUAAGAUAAUAGAUUCCUGUAUCUUAAUAAAGAAGAAAUGACAUAUACGAAUUAAUUUGCAAAAAAUGAUUAAUUAUUAUU